Messenger RNA from Portunus trituberculatus (swimming crab), 2553 nucleotides. RefSeq names its product band 4.1-like protein 4. Gene Ontology annotation, cellular component: cytoskeleton. The transcript has 20 exons. NCBI's taxonomy places the organism in Eukaryota, Metazoa, Arthropoda, Malacostraca, Decapoda, Portunidae. The record is from RefSeq and is a predicted model, not a curated record. The annotation marks the transcript as partial.
GAGAGCAAGAGAAGAGAGAGGGUGUUGUGUGUGCGCGCGUCUCCAGACCGAGAGAGAGAGAAAGAAGAGAGAGAGAGAGAGAUAUCUUUAUUCUCUUUAUUUUCUCUCUCUCUAAUUGAAAGUUAUCUUCAUCAGUGACUUGUGAAGUUAAACUAGUGAAAGAAAAUUAAAGAAAGAAAGUUUUCUCUAAAUUUGAAAAAAAAGAUAGUUUGGAUUUUUAUCUUCAAUUGUUUAAAGAUGACGGAAGAGAAAAGUGAAGAGAAGAACUAUUAAUACCUCCUCCUCCUUCUCCUCCUCCUCCUCCUCCUCCUCCUCCUCCUCCUCCUCCUCCUCCUGCAAACAUAAUCUACUAAUUUUGUGCUUUUAAUCUAUAUCUCCUCCUCCUCUUCCUUCUUAUUCCUCACUCCUCCUCCUCUCCUCCUCCUCCUCCUCCUCCUCCUCCUCCUCCUCCUCCUCCUCCUCCUCCUCCUCCUCGUGGUGAUCACAAUGCGGUGUUUUGGUGAGCAGAGGAGAACAUUUCACAGCAAAGUGGUUCUUUUAGAUGAACAAGAAUUGAUUCAAGACAUCCAGGACACGACAACUGGCCAAGACUUACUGGAGACCGUCUUUUCUCACCUGAACCUCGUAGAGACAACAUAUUUUGGGCUCCGCUACCUAGACCCUUCCAAUCAGACGCACUGGUUGGAACCUGGGAAGAAAGUUUGGAAGCAAUUGAAAGGUACAUCGCCCUUCACUCUCUACUUCAGUGUGAAAUUCUACGCGGCCGACCCUUGUAGACUCGUAGAGGAGAUAACCAGAUACCAAUUUUUCCUACAAGUUAAACAAGAUAUUCUACAAGGAAGGUUACCAGUGUCUCAAGAUCUUGCAGCCGAGUUAGGAGCAUAUGCUGUCCAGUCUGAACUUGGUGACUACGACCUGCGGCGCCAUUCACCAGGCUACGUCUCGGAGUUUCGGUUUGUGACGACCCAAACGGUGGCUCUGGAGAACAGGAUAGCUGAACUGCACAAGAAGCUCAUUGGGCAGAUCCCGAGCAAGGCAGAGCUGAGUUACUUGGACAAGGUGAAAUGGUUGGAUAUGUACGGCGUGGACCUCCAUCCUGUAUUGGGCGAGGACAACAUUGAGUACUUUCUGGGUCUCACACCAGCUGGGGUCAUUGUGCUCAGAAACAAGGCUAAGGUCGGGAACUAUUUCUGGCCGAGAAUUUCCAAAGUGUAUUUCCGAGGGCGAUUUUUCAUGCUGAGAGUGAGAGAUAAGAAUAACUCGGAAAACACUUAUGGCUUUGAGACACCCAGCAAAUCAGCCUGCAAGCACCUGUGGCAGUGUUGUGUGGAGCACCAUGCGUUCUUCAGGCUCACACAGACCUCCAGCAACUCUGCGGCUGCUAUUUUCUCUCUCGGCGCCAAGACUGUUCGCAGCGAGAAGGACGGAGAGGUGGGAGAAGCAAGGUUGAACUCAAGAAGCCAACCAGAAUUUACUCGUAUGCCAAGUAGAAGAUACCAAAGAAGAAUCGUGGAAGGCGCACAGGACAUGCCACGAGUUGAGGAUAGUGAGGUGAAGGGAGAUGCUGCCACUCUGCCGACCCAAAACAUGUACAGAUCAAGUUCUGUGACCUUAGGAGGUGGUCGCGGCUCCCCCCAUAGCACGCGGUCCGCCCCCCACCCUCCCUUGACCACCACCACCACCCCUACCCGGCGGGGGGAGAGUCCUAAGUCCCUGAGGUCCACUACUACGACUACUACUAUUCAGGACUAUAAAGUAUCAAGGAGGACGUCCAGUGUGGAUAGCCAGUCUUCUGUCGAUUCCAGGGGCCAUAGGAGGCACCGAAGAAGCAGAGGUCGUUCUUCUGACGGGGAGAGUGAGGCCUCCAGUAAAUGUUCCUCUCGCAGCCACCACCACCACCGUCGCUGCCACCACCACCACCACCACCACAGUGACGACUCGGACCAGCACCACCACCACCACCACCGCAGGCACCGUCGACGCAGGCAUAAAUCAGGUAGCAGUGAACCUCAAUGGGCACAGGUCACAGCAGGUCACUCACAGGUCAGAGGUCACCUGGCUACCGUCCGUGACCUCACCCACAAGAGCGGAUACCAGCCCUCCGGUGUGGAUACAGAGGUGGAUUCUUUGCACCACCACCAUCACCACCACUCCGCUAAUAAGAAGAGACAUCGGAAGCAUAGGUCCAGAUCGCGGUCCCCUUCAGAGGCAAGACACUCUAGGCUGCCUGAGGAGCUGAGGAGGCACUUGGCACUCGACCUGCAAACCAAUCCUGGGCUGACAAGUGCCGAGCUGCAGGAAAUCCCAUACACAAAGGUCGAAACAGCCAAAACUAUCAAGAUCAAAUACGGAUCACCCAAAUCACGCAGGCAUAGAAGCCCUCGCAGGUCCAAGAGUAACUCCAGCGAUCGGAAGGCCACCCCCCCAGCGGAUGGAGAGAGCCCGCCCCCUCCAUACACCCCAUCCAUACACUUAAAAACCCAUCAUACACUACCUAAGGAAGUGGAGGGAAGAAUACCAGAUGGAGCUGUAGGAGGAGGAGGAGGAGGAGGA